Dermacentor andersoni is the source of this 5947-nucleotide messenger RNA. RefSeq lists its product as uncharacterized. The record is from RefSeq and is a predicted model, not a curated record. Lineage: Eukaryota; Metazoa; Arthropoda; Arachnida; Ixodida; Ixodidae.
UGCGGAGAUCGUGCUGGGUCGUGUACUCUGCAGUAGUAGAAGACCGACAACUCCAGAUUCACGAUGACAAUUUGUGCCAUUUUUGGCUGCAGAACGAGAAGCGAUUCUUCUGCUAUCAAGGACAAGGCACAGCCACACAUCGGACUGUUUAGUUUGCCCGCGGUUAUUAAGAACCAGUGUGAACGAACGAGGCUCUUGUCUGAGCAGCGCCGGAGCGUUUGGCUGGCAAGGAUAAAUAGAAAGGACUUGAAGAAUGACAAGUAUGUCCGUGUUUGCGGUCUUCACUUCGUCAAAGGGAAGCCUGCCUGUUUGAUGGACGAUGGAAAUCCGGACUGGGCACCGAGUCUGCGGCUGGGCCACGGCCGUUAUGACCGCACUACUGUGGUUUCAUCCGCGCGUUACAUGCGGUGUAAACGGCGACAGCAGAACAAGCCACGUGCUGCUGCAGUGUGCAAGCAGCCCGUGAGGCCUGUAACGCCACCUGAGCACGCCAUAGGCUCGGAACUAGAGCCUGAUGAGCUCACUCCAAUGGGCCCCAUUCUGGAGUCUACUACAACGACAGAGGCAGAAGUCCAAACUGAGCUCACGUGCAGAGACCUCCAAUUGCUAGAAGAAGAUUACCGCAAACUAUCCGUUGAGCUGGCCACGUUGAAACAGCAAAAAGAGGAAAUGGAAAUGUCGGAGGCGUCCCUGCGUGAAGACCCCAACAAAGUGUCAUUCUACACAGGCCUUCCAAAUUUUGUAGUUUUAAUGGCUGUGUUCAACCUGCUAGAGAAGUUUGUUAAACACACACCACAAAACUCAUUGGUAAAGUUUCAAGAAUUUUUAGUGUUCUUAAUGAAGCUUAAGUUGAACCUGCCAUACCAAGACCUUGCUUACCGCUUUAAUAUAUCGGAAUCGACAGUAUGUCGGAUAUUUGACAAAUGGCUACACGUUGCAUUUUGCAGACUGAAGCCUCUGAUGUCAUGGCCCUCAAGGCAAGCAAUAAGGAGGACAAUGCCUCAAGCCUUUUUUGAAUCAUUCGGAGAAAAGGUAGCGGUCAUAGUCGACUGCUUUGAGAUCAAGCUUGAACGGCCGUCAUCCCUGCAACCAAGAUGUCAGACUUGGUCCCAGUACAAAUCUAGCAAUACAGCCAAGUACCUUAUCGGAAUAUGUCCUCAGGGAGUGAUCACCUUUAUUUCCGAUGGUUGGGGAGGCAGGACCCCUGACAAACAUAUUACUGAACACUGCGGCAUUCUUGACCAUUUAUCUCAUGGUGAUGUGGUACUGGCUGACAGAGGCUUUGAUAUUGCCGACAGUGUAGGCUUGUACUGUGCAAAGCUCCACAUACCUGCAUUCACCAAAGGCAAAAGACAAUUGUCAGCAGUGGAUGUCGAGGCAACGAGAAAUAUUGCAAAUGUCAGAAUUCACGUUGAGAGGGUGAUCGGCUUGGUUCGUAACAAGUAUGUCAUAAUGAAAUCCGUUCUGUCACUAGAGUAUGCGACUCUCAAACAGGGACACCAGUUCACACCUCUAGAUAAAAUCGUCAACGUUUGCUGUGCACUGACAAAUUUCUGUCAAUCUGUUGUUCCUGCAAAUCCAGAGCCAUGUAGCUAAGCUUGCCGAGUAUGCGUGGUAUUUGGAAAAGGCUAUUCUUGCACGAUAAUGUGAGAGAGAAUAGUCUAGAGGAAUUUGAACUCCCACAAGUAAUGCCGGAAGAAGUAAAGAACGCCUUGGGAGCUAUGCAAAGGGGGAAGGCAGCUGGGGAGUAUCAGGUAACAGCAGAUUUGUUGAAGGAUGGUGCGCACAUUGUUCUAGAAAAACUGGCCACCCUGUAUACACAAUGCCUCAUGACCUCGAGCGUACCGGAAUCUUGGAAGAACACUAACAUAAUCCUAAUCCAUAAGAAAGGGGACACCAAAGACUUGAAAAAUUAUAGACCGAUCAGCUUACUGUCCGUUACCAGGCAGGAUUCCAUAAAGGCUACUCAAUAGACCAUAUUCACACUAUCAAUCAGGUGAUAGAGAAAUGUGCGGAAGAUAACCAACCCUUAUAUAUAGCUUUCAUUGAUUACGAGAAAGCGUUUGAUUCAGUCGAAACCUCAGCAGUCAUGCAGACAUCAUGGACUCGGGGCAUAGACGAGCCGUAUGUAAAUAUACUGAGAUAUAUAGCGGCUCCACAGCCACCGUAGUCCUCCAUAAAGAAAGCAACAAAAUCCCAAUAAAAAAAGGUAUCAGGCAAGGAGAUACAAUCUCUUCAAUGCUAUUCACAGCGUGUUUACAGGAGGGAUUGAGAGACCUGGAUUGGGAAGAAUUGGGGAUAAGAGUUAAUGGAGAAUACCUCAGUAACUUGCGAUUCGCUGAUGAUAUUGCCUUGCUUAGUAACUCAGGGGACCAAUUGCAAUGUAUGCUCACUGACCUGGAGAGGCAAAGCAGAAGAGUGGGUCAAAAAAUUAAUCUGCAGAAAACUAAAGGAAUGUCUAACAGUCUCGGAAGAGAACUGCAAUUUACAAUAGGUAGCAAGGCACUGGAAGUGGUAAGGGAAUACACCUACUUAGGGCAGGUAGUGACUGCUGAUCCGGAUCAUGAGAAUGAAAUAAUCAGAAGAAUAAGAAUGGGCUGGGGUGUGUUAGGCAGGCAUUUGCAGAUCAUGAACAGCAGGUUGCCAUUAUCCCUCAAGAGAAAAGUAUAUAAUUGCUGUGUCUUACCAGUACUCACGUACGGGGCAGAAACCUGGAGGCUUACGAAAAGGGUUCUACUUAAAUUGAGGACGACGCAACGAGCUAUGGAAAGAAGAAUGAUAGGAGUAACGUUAAGGGAUAAGAAAAGAGCAGAUUCCAAGGGAUGGGAAGCGUAGCAGGGGGCGGCAGAAAGUUAGGUGGUUGAAUGAGAUUAAGAAGUUUGCAGGGAUAAGAUGGCCACAAUUAGCACAUGACCGGGGUAAUUGGAGAAGUAUGGGGGAGGCCUUUGCCCUGCAGUGGGCGUAACCAGGCUGACGAUCAUGAUUGUUGCAUACACUGUGCAAUUUACCUGUAACAAAUUUUUACCUGUAAUUUUUUUACUGUACUCAGCAUAGAGGCUGCCAGUUCUCUCUUAGCAGAACAAAACAUCCCAAACAUCGCACUGCUUGAUUUUUGAGCAGACUAUCAAAAAUUUUUUUCUGGUUCGUACUAUCAAUGACUGAAAUUAUCAAAAGCGAUUGUUCAGUGUUCCGACCUAGAAGUUUUGAAAACGCCCUUGCGUAAUAUUUUUGUCUGUUUUGAAUUUGUAUGUUUGUGACCCAUAUAAUAUGCAAUUUUGUUCGAAUCUAUCUUGCAAUUGUUUGUUUGCUGUUUGCACCUGUCUGGGAGCACUAUACUGUUUCUAGUUGCUUUGCUUGAAACAUUAUUUGUAUUCCUGCUGAUGCAAUGAUACGUUGAUGUUUUGGAUCUUACUUCUGGUUAAAGUAUGGCUUGCUUUGUGAAUGGUAUCUAGGAAACCAAUUUUGUUCAGAUGUUUUGUUAAGUUGUACUUUUUUUAACCUAAAUUCUGUGACCUGAAUUAUCAAAUGUCUGAUUUUACACUAUUUGUUUGUUUAUGGGGUUUUACGUCCCAAAAUGACUCGGGGUAUGAGAGACGCCGUAGUGGAGGGCUCGGGAAACUUCGUCCACCUCGGGUUUUUUAACGUGCACUGACAGCGUACAGUACACGAGCCUCUAACAUUCCACCUUGUAUUUCUAUUUUAUAUUGCUCUGUAAUCGCAACUCCUGUCUUGGCAGUGCUGACAGUAUGAAUAAAUAACAUUCAUUCAGCACUAAGGAACAAGGACACAAAAGAAACAUACCACAGGACGGGUGCUAACUACCCAAUCUCUUUAUUGUUGGCAGUGUGAUAUACUGAUUGAAGCUUUCUCUUCAUACCGCACUGACAAAGCAGUCUUGCCUAGUGAGCUCUGAAAUCUGCAUCACAUCAAAGACAAAUGCAAUUGAAACCACCGUUGCAACUUGAAGGGGAAAGUCCAUGUACAUUGAGAGUUACAGUUGUCUUUCAACCCUUCUGUCGUUCGCCUAGCUUGUACUCGGGCAUAGAAUAGUUUGAUUGGUCCCCACAUGUGUGACGGAUGAGUAUGACCUUCUGUUUCGGUGUGUGUUCCAAGAGACAUUGCACAGCAGAUCACAAGACACCAUCUCGGAAUGCAUAGCGCCACUCGAGUAGAGCAUUGUAGCAGUGGCUGGUUAUGUGGCCAAACUUCUUUAGGAGUUUCUUCCUUUUCCACAUGUGAUCUUUCCCAUACCAUUUGUAUGUAGCUGAUGAGAGCUUGUCGCCAUGCUAAAUCCAUAAAUCCUUCAUUAGCUACAAGUCUGAUUUGAAGUAUCUUCUGCAAUUGCUGACACAGAACUCAUGGUAACAUAUUUGUGAAAGCUUGGGGCUUUUGUUCCAGGGACUCUGCUAAGAUUUCUCCAGUUGAGCACAGUCUGCACAAUACCAGUGCUUCUGCUUUGGUGCCCGCUUCAUUCCAAUGCACGAGUAGUGGAACCAUUUGUAUGGGCAGUGUUCCCCAUCACAUGCCACCAUUCUUCCUGUUUCUGGGCCUCGACAGUAACAGUACACAGAUCUUUUAGCACUAGUGCCAGCCUUUGGUGUAUCUUUUCGGGUGAAGUAUUGUGAAAACAUUUCAGGUAGCACAACAUGUGUGAAAAAUCGUGUUGCCAAUUCCAGAAUUCCUUGAAAGAAUGCACAAUCUUCCACUAUUCUUUCAAUAUGUACAGAAGUUGGCGUCCAAACGACAAAGUCGCAGUAUUUCACCGCACACAUUGCCAGCUGUGUUUGGACUUGGUAGAAAUACUCGUGCGUCCUCUUUAAGCGAGGUCCUUCUGGACUAGCUUCCAGGCAGAAAUCUUUGUUGCUCAAUGCUGCUUCUAGUCCUUGUACUGCAAGUGAAUAAGGGCAUUUUACUUCAACAAUGCCUUCACCGCAGCAUAGACAGCUGACAAUAGCAUCUGGGGAUGCUGAAAGGUGGGGAUAUUUGGCACUUAAACAAACGCCGGCCCUCCUUAGUGUCACAUUGUUGUGGCAUUGCACUGCAUUUGCUUGGUACUUGGAGAGGGCAGCACUUUCAUGCUUGAGUCCCCAGUCUGUGGCUUCAGAUGAAAACUUGUUUUUCUCUGGGUAGCAGAUUCUUCUCAACAAGCUUAUUGACGGGUAGUCCACGUUUGUCCUACACACACUCUUCAUAACUGAAGCUGUUACUCGUCCAGCUCUAAAUGCAAACCACUUUGCACAUUUUGACUGCUCUCUUGUUACGGCUUCGACAUGCUGCACCAUAUCUUCUGUUAUCACCAUUUCUUUCAAAAACUCUUCGGCUCGGCUCACCAGAGCAGGCAAAUCCUCAGAAGCGGCCUCUUCACACAUUAGGGUUCGAAGAAGUAAAGGCUCUUUUGCUCGUGGUGGAUGAAAAAGAGAGCUAUAUUUUUCAUGCAGAGUAAACAACGCUGGCGUCACUCCUGCAUCUGCUAUUGCUGAAAAGCACUGCUCAAGCUCUGCAUCUGUCGCAGCGGGGAUUGGCAGUAGCCUAUGUGAUGAAGGGGUUACAUGUGCAGUAAUAGUACUGUUUAUAAUGUUGUCCAUCUUUUUCUUCUUUGCUUUUGACGAAGAAAAGUCGAUUUCCCUUAGCCUUCGGAAUUCAACAUUCCGGCUAUGAGCUGGCAGCCAUGUAUUUUUCUUUUCAGUACAAGUAACGGAGUCCCUCAGCCUCACAGCUGUCUCUAUGGCAAAAAGUGUAGCAGCAACAUGCGAGCAUGCUUCGCCUACACCUGCCAUGCACGUGCAAUGCGCUGUCCCGACAGUUCCAUCUGCUUUGGCAAGAAUCCACACUUUAAGGGGUACCUCCCGUAGGCGCUGAGAGUGGUUGACCUGAAAUGUCAAACAACAUGAUUUCAGCAAAUACAGUUUUUGAAAUGUGAAAUGUCAAAUAAACUGAUUUCCACCAA